GACCCCUGCCGAACCCGUACAACAAGUUCUUUGAGUAUGUAUGUAUUCAGUCUGUUAUUAUCUUUCAGUCUGAAGGGAACUUCAGUGGAAGACUUCAUACAACCUAAGCCAGUCGACCCAUUUUAAAGGACUCACUUCACCAGCCAAACAUGUCCUCCUCUGAAACCACACCCACUGAACAACAAGCCUAUGCCUCCAUCAUGAAAGGCCUGACAAGUCUGGAUCUUUCAGGCUCAUCCAUCCCUUGUCAUCUAACCAUAACUGGGGACCAUGCUUUCCCAUUGGUCAUAAACUGCGAGGGUCAAGUUAUCAUGGCAGCUUCAACGUACGGUUCAGGGAGAAUUGUUGUGUUUGGCCAUGAAUCCUACUUGACAACAUUACCAGAAUUAGUUGAAAAUGCUUUACUUUGGCUUAAAGGUGAUCAGACUGUUAACAUGUCUGUGGGGGUUCAUACAUUGGUCAUGAAUGUAGCUGAGAAUCUCUCAAAUACCAGUUUCCAAGCCAAAGUUAUGGACAGUUUUAGCAGCGAUGAGGGCUUUGGUGUGUACGUUACAAAUGCCUAUAGUUUUGAGGGGAGAGAGAAAGACUUAAUAGCGUUUAUGAAAUCUGGAGGAGGGGUUCUUAUAGGCGGGCAGGCUUGGUGGUGGGCAUCGCAGCACCCCAAUGAUAACGUUCUGCAGCAGUUUAGCGGGAACAAAGUGGCUGGAGUGGCUGGGAUCUACUUCACUGAGCAUUACAGAAAAGGGGAGUGUCUGACUGUAGACCCUCAUAUCCCAUAUUCCUGGAAGACUGUCAGACUGUGUAACGACUUUAAGGACGACUUGGAGUUUUUACUUCAGGGAGUGACUGAGUUUGACAUAAGUGGAGGUACAUUUUCUGAGGUUUUGGUUCACGGGCCACUGUCUUUCCCCAUCACCACCAACCCAGGUGGACAAGCCAUGAUCGCAGGGGGAUACUACGGAAAGGGGCGGGUUAUAGUGGUGUCACAUGAAGGAGUUUUAGGGAAUACGAAGCUGGCUCCUUUCUGGAACAACGUUGUGCACUGGUUGGAUCAAGGUCGACUGGGGGUCAUUGGCGUUGAAGCUAAUAAUGCCUUUAACAUUCUCUCAAAAUCAGGAUUAAAUUGUCAGAAAACAGGAUUUAGAUCAGAUCUGAGUGUGUUUGUGCGCACGGUCUAUGGGGGGGAUCACAUUCAGAAGAUCAAGGAGUUUGUGGCUGAAGGUAGAGGUCUACUGAUUGGAGGGCACGCAUGGUACUGGGCCCAGACACACCCAGGGCAUAACUGUCUCACCGAAUUUUCAGGAAACAAGAUCUUGAACCCCAUGGGACUGACUAUAUUGUCUGGAAUAGUUGAAGAAGGUCUGUUUCAAGCCCCAAACCCCAGCACUGCUAUCAAAGACAACUACCACUUUCGCCACCUCCUGUACCGCUUUGCUCAACAUAUGAUCGAAAACAGAGAAAUAACUCCACAUGAGGAGAAGUAUUUAAAGAAAUUAGGACGUGACUGUGCCUGCUUCCUGCAAAUGCAGUAUGACUGCUAUUCACAUCUGCUACUAGUGUCCAUGCUCACCGACAUCCUGAAAGAGAGUGGAAUACCACAGGUGUCUGAAGAGUGUCCGGUGAGCAGUUCCAAAGACCAUCUGCUCCUAUGCUUAGCCACUGAGGUGUACAGGGUCUGCCCAAAUCCAGAGGAGCUCGUGGGGUAUCUAAUCAAGAACAUCCCACUGUUACCAGCCGUUUAUAACCAUAAGAUCAAAAUUAAUGUUAACACUGCAGAUAGAGAGGAGUGGAUUAGUACAGGUCUGUAUCUGUCUCCUGAGAUGAAGACCCAUAUGUCCAUGCCAACCGAAAUCAUCAAAAAGGGAUGGAAUGUGCAGAUUGGCUGCCAGACUGACCGACUCGAUGCUGGCACACUGAAGAGAGCCCCAUAUGUCUGUGAGAGGUUCCCAGUCACUUCAGAGAUGAUGUUGGUACACAACCUUUGGGGAGGCCUCAUUUACCUGAUAGCUCCUCCCAAAACUCAGCUCAGAGGACAAAAGGUUGUAGUUCAAGUUAGUGCACCUGCUCCAUACUAUCAAUCAGGAGUGACCUCUAUGUCUGAAUGGUCUGUGCUGCGUAUGGCCCCUGCUCCGUGGGCAGAGCUGGAGUUUGAGAACAUCAUAUUGACUGUGCCCUCAGAGGUGGUCCGGAGUCUGGAAAGUCCCGAUGAGUUAGCUGCCCUCUGGGACAGGAUCAUGAGGGCCAUUGCAGACCUGGCUGCUAUCCCACCAACAUUUAAAAGAAAGGAGCGAUUUGUCUGUGAUGUGCAGAUUUCACAUGGCUGGAUGCACGCGGGCUACCCCAUAAUGGCACACAAGAGCCCUGCUGCAGAGAUGGUGAGUGUUAAACAUAUGACAACCAAUGGACUGUGGGGACCAAUACAUGAACUGGGACACAACCAGCAGAGAGGAUGCUGGGAGUUUCCCUCUCACACCACUGAGGCCACAUGCAACCUGUGGUCUGUGUAUGUCCAUGAGACUGUGUUACACAUCCCUAGAGGAAAGGCUCAUGAACAGAUGGUUUUGGAAAGACGAAAUAAACGUGCUGAGAAUUAUGCUAACAAUGGAAAGCAGUUGAAUGAGUGGGACAUGUGGAUUGCACUGGAGACAUACAUGCAGCUGCAGGAAACAUUUGGCUGGGAGGCCUUUAAGUUGGUGUUUGCUGCUUACCACAACAUGAGCGGCUUUCCCAGUGACAACAAAGGCAAGAUGAACCUGUACUGUGUGAUCUUCUCUGAAACCGUGGGGAUGAAUCUGACCAGAUUUUUCAAGGCCUGGGGUUGGCCAAUAGAGAGCGCCACUGAGACAAGACUCUCCAACCUGCCAGCCUGGUCCAACCACCCUAUGGCCCAAUAUAAAUGAAUUACACCCAAAUCUUGAAUCGAUUGGCAUUUAACAGUAAAUUUUCAAAAUGUACACCAACCAGGCAUAGCAUUAUCACAUUACAAUGAAGCUAAAAAUAAGCAAAGUAAGUAACAUCUUUAUUAUGACACCUUCCUUAGGGUUUUAACCACUUAAUUAAGGGGUUAGGUAAUAACUAAUAAUAAUUAAGGUAAUAACGUAAGUACUUAUUAAG
Molecule: messenger RNA, 3114 nt
Organism: Periophthalmus magnuspinnatus
Lineage: Eukaryota; Metazoa; Chordata; Actinopteri; Gobiiformes; Gobiidae
Product: TRPM8 channel-associated factor homolog
Exons: 12
Coding region: 150-2900 (916 amino acids)
Source: RefSeq, a predicted model, not a curated record